UUAAUAUUUGUGCCUGGUACACUGGAUUUUUAUAAAGUGAAAAUAUGAACUCCAGACUCUCAUCACUGAUCCUGCUCUUACACAUUCAAGAGUCCCUAACAAUAGAUACAUUUACUGUAACCUGUGAUGAACUGAAUAUUUGUGCUGUGAAGGGGACAGUGGUGACAGUAAGAUGCUUAUACUCAGACAUCAACAUCACAACUGGGUUCUGGUUCAGCCAGAAACAGAGAACAAACUGGAGAAACAAAGAUGAACCUGAAGAUCUGACUUUAUAUUCAGAUUACUCAAGACGAGUGUAUCAGUGGAUCACUAACAACCAAUCACGACUCACAAUAUAUAACCUGAGAGAGAGAGACAGUGGAGAAUAUCAGCUCAUGUUCAUUAUGAAGGAUGGAGUUAAACAUCUCAGCUCAGUCACAGUCAAUCUAACAGUCACAGUUUUACAGGUGAGGAUAAAUCCUGAAUCUACAGGACAGCGAGUAAAACUGAGCUGUUAUUCCUCCUGCCCUUUGACAUCUGAAAAUAAAUACUACUGGUACAAGAAUGGACAAUUUUUAAGACAUGACAGAACUAUAGAUGUACCAUCCAGUGGAAACACUGACCAUUAUUCCUGCUCCGAGUAUAAUGCAGAGUCCUCUUCAUCUGUGUGUGAGUCUGACAUUUACACAAUAAUUAACUUAAAAUGGAAGAACAAAUUUUGCCGUUUUCUUGUUGAUUCAUAUACAUUUGUGGGAAACACACUGAGAAUCAAAGACGUCAGAAGGUCUGACACUAGAGAUUAUCUGUUCAGGAUUAUCACUAACACAUCCGAUGAAGUUUCUGGUUAUCCUGGAGUCUAUCUUACUGUUACAGAUACACGAGUGAGAAGCAGCCCAGAUCCUGUGAUAGAUGGAGAAAAAGUGAUAUUAGGGUGUUCAACUGAAUGCACUCUGGAUAACAAACAUAAUUACACCUGGUAUAAGAAUGGACAACAGUUGAAUGUGUGCGUAGCCGUCCCCUGUGUGCGACUCGGACCCACUCCCGCCUUCGGGUUGGGUAGGGGCUCCCGUGCUCGACCCCGAGUGGCGGCCAUGUACGCUCGGGAGCGCGGAGACGGUCUGUGUGGAGCGGAGAGCUCCUCCCCCACCCGCACCGUCCCGCCUAGAUGA
Messenger RNA from Misgurnus anguillicaudatus (oriental weatherfish), 1148 nucleotides. The record is from RefSeq and is a predicted model, not a curated record. NCBI's taxonomy places the organism in Eukaryota, Metazoa, Chordata, Actinopteri, Cypriniformes, Cobitidae.